AUGGCAUCAAGCAGCUCGCAUGUGGCAGUACCACCACCGGCUGCGGAUGGCGCAGCGCCGGCACGCACCACUCGUCCAUCGUGGCAAGGCGCAGUGGCUGGCGGCGCAGGCGGGUGCGGCGCGGCGCUCAUCACGCACCCGGUGGAGCUGCUCAAGGUCCGCAUGCAGCUCUGGGGCGAGCUCGGCAAGACGACCGCCACAGCAGCCACCAGUGCCCGUGCAUCGUCAUUAGCACCAUCAUCAUCAUCAUCAUCAUCAUCAUCGUCGUCGUGUGGCGUCCUCGGAUUCUACCAGGGCCUGGGUGCCUCCCUCCUGCGCCAAGCAGUCUACACGAGCGCAAGGUUUGGCUUCUAUGCCCAGUACAAGGAUCUUGUCGCGCCUUGGUUUGCCAGUCCCGCGACGGUGACAGAGGGUCGGAAUGACGGCAAAAAAUCAACACGAGCGACGCAGGGCUUGCCAAUCUACGCACAGAUCGCAGGCAGCAUUCUGUCGGGCGUUGGAGGUGCGACACUCAGCUGUCCUGCAGAUGUAGUGCUGGUUCGAAUGCAAGCAGAUGGUCAGCUGCCGGUAGCGCAGCGAAGAAACUACUCCAACGUGCUCAACGGCAUCUACCGGAUAGCGCGCGAAGAAGGCGUUCUGGGUCUCUACCGCGGCGUUGGACCGAGCAUGUACCGCGCAGCCACUGUGACGACCACCCAGAUGGUGUCGUAUGAUAUGUGCAAGGACUUUUUGCUGAGCACCCCAUCCCUCGGCCUCAAGGACAAUGUCACAACCCAUCUCCUCUCUGGCCUGUGUGCGGGCGUCGUCACAACCAUGAUUGCAUCACCCGUCGAUGUGAUUCGCACGCGCUACAUGAACUCCAUGAACGCUGUGCCUCAGACGCAAGGCACCGCAAUCACGACAGCGUACAAAUCAGCCAUCGACUGCAUGAUCAAGACGGUACGAACAGAAGGCCUCCGUGCGCUUUACAAGGGCUCGCUCAUUUACUGCGUGCGCGUGGUACCGCAUGUAACGUCCAUGUUUUUGAUUGUUGAAACUGCCCACCGCGCUAUGGAUGGCUUGCGGGACCGCCAAACCGUCAACGAUCGGUGA
Molecule: messenger RNA, 1092 nt
Organism: Capsaspora owczarzaki ATCC 30864
Lineage: Eukaryota; Filasterea; Ministeriida; Capsasporidae
Product: substrate carrier family protein
Exons: 3
Coding region: 1-1092 (363 amino acids)
Biological process (GO): thiosulfate transport; phosphate ion transmembrane transport; oxaloacetate transport
Molecular function (GO): succinate transmembrane transporter activity; thiosulfate transmembrane transporter activity; sulfate transmembrane transporter activity
Source: RefSeq, a predicted model, not a curated record